CGCCCAGUGCACAAGAUGUGGUCCAACGGCGAGUGCUCCAAGUACUACCUCUGCCUCGAGGGGGAGGUGUUCGAGUUCAAGUGCUCCGUUGGACUCCUGUUCGACGUCACGCGCCAGAUCUGCGACUUCAAGAGCAAUGUCGAUAAUUGUGAUAUAACAGCCGAGCCUCUCGUGCCGAAGCCGCUGCUGACCAGCGCCAACUGCUCGGAUUGGAGCCACUUGGGCUGUGGCGAUGGGACUUGUCUGCCCAGCGAGUACUUCUGCGACGGCAGUGUCGACUGCCCGGACGGAUCCGACGAGGGCUGGUGCGACGUGAGCAACGAUCCCAACGCCGCCUCGACCUGCGAUCUCUCCAUUUGCCAGCUGCCCGAGUGCUUCUGCUCCAAGGACGGCACGAUCAUCCCCGGCCGCCUGGACGCCAGCCAAGUGCCGCAGAUGAUCCUGCUGACCUUCGACGAUGCCAUCAACUUCGAGAACUGGGACUUCUACACCAAGAAGCUCUUCACGCCGGAGCGCAAGAAUCCCAACGGCUGUCCGAUAAAGGCGACUUUUUACAUUUCCCAUCAAUACACCAACUAUCAACAUGUGCAGAAGAUGUGGAAUGAUGGACACGAGAUUGCCGUGCACUCCAUAACCCAUCGCGGACCCGAGGAGUGGUGGUCGCGCAACGCCACGAUCGAGGACUGGUUCGACGAGAUGGUCGGCCAGGCGAACAUCAUCAACAGGUUUGCCGGCGUGCGAAUGGAGGAGCUGCGCGGCAUUCGCGUGCCGUUCCUGCGUGUUGGCUGGAAUCGCCAGUUCCUCAUGAUGAAGGAGUUCGGCUUCGUGUACGAUUCCUCAAUGGUGGCGCCGUUCUCCAAUCCGCCGCUCUGGCCGUACACGCUGGACCACAAGAUGCCGCACGCGUGCAUGGGCGUGAACCAGAACUGCCCGUCCAGGAGCUACGCCGGCAUCUGGGAGGUGGUGAUGAACCAGCUGGAGGCCGGCGAGUUCACGUGCGGCAUGGUGGACACGUGUCCGCCCAACAUGAACGGCGACGAGGUGUACAGGAUGUUCACGCACAACUUCAAGCGCCACUACCUCACCAACCGGGCGCCGCUGGGCCUCUUCUUCCACACCACGUGGUUCCGCAAUCCAGACUACAUGGACGCCUUCAUGCGCUUCCUGGACGACAUGCGGCGAAUGCCUGACGUGUUCUUCGUCACCACGCACGAGGCCAUCGAGUGGAUGCGGAAUCCGACGCCGCUGGGCCAGAUCGGCCAGCUGGAGGCGUGGAGUUGCAAGGCGCGCCAGCUGCAACCGCACGAGGUCGCGUGCAACCUGCCCAACGUCUGCAAGCUCCACAGUCGCGUGCUGCAGCAGGAUCGCUAUCUGCACACGUGCAGCGAAUGCCCGGCGCAAUUCCCGUGGCUGCGGAACGAGUUCGGCCUGGAUUGAUCAUCCCCAGCGGAGAGAGUCGCUCAUUUUCCCACUGAACGCUCUGCUGGGCAGCGCGUCUUCGUCGCCCGGCGAGCGUCUGUUAUUUAUGCUGCAUAACAUUAUCCCUGCUCUUGCACUGGAGACACAUACACACAUCGCCUCCUUUUCCCCAGUUGUAUUUAAGGAAUAAA
This is a messenger RNA of Phlebotomus argentipes, 1610 nucleotides long. RefSeq names its product chitin deacetylase 1 (gene ChLD3). The record is from RefSeq and is a predicted model, not a curated record. Bases 16 to 1437 code for a protein of 473 amino acids. Gene Ontology annotation, molecular function: protein binding; chitin binding; hydrolase activity, acting on carbon-nitrogen (but not peptide) bonds. Gene Ontology annotation, biological process: carbohydrate metabolic process. Gene Ontology annotation, cellular component: extracellular region. NCBI's taxonomy places the organism in Eukaryota, Metazoa, Arthropoda, Insecta, Diptera, Psychodidae. The transcript is spliced from 5 exons.